GCUGCCCCUCAUGAUCCCCACCUGGCGGGCAGGAAGCGGAAGGCUGACUGGGGCUGUCAUGUGACCGGGAUGCGGAAGCUCUGCACGGGAGGGGGGGGUAGCUUCCGGCGUCGGCCGGGCUGGAGCGCGGAGGUAGUGCAGGCCGCACCGGGCGCUGAGGCCGGACUCCAUCCCGCUAUGCGAGAGACUCCGAGGCCCACAGCACAACACUAAAUUUGUAAUGAAAUGGAGUCUGGGUCAAGCUCCUUUCGAGUGGAAUUUCCAGAUUUUUCUAGCACCAUAUUGCAGAAGUUAAACCAGCAGCGCCAACAAGGACAAUUAUGUGAUGUAUCCAUCGUAGUUCAGGGCCAUCUUUUCAGGGCCCACAAAGCUGUUCUUGCAGCUAGUUCCCCUUACUUCUGUGAUCAGGUUCUCCUGAAAAACAGCAGGCGAAUAGUCCUGCCAGAUGUGAUGAAUCCCAGAGUAUUUGAAAACAUUCUUCUGUCUACUUAUACAGGGCGGCUGGUAAUGCCUGCUCCAGAGAUUGUUAGUUAUUUGACAGCAGCAAGUUUCCUUCAGAUGUGGCAUGUAGUGGAUAAGUGCACAGAAGUGCUGGAGGGGAACCCAACUGUUCUGUGUCAGAAGAUGAAUCAUGGCAGCGAUCAUCAGUCCCCCAGCAGUAGUAGCUACAAUGGCCUUGUUGAAACCUUUGAACUUGGCUCUGGAGGACAGACAGAAUUCCACAAAGUGCAGGAGCUAAGAGAUGGCGAAAAUGAAGAAGAGAGCUCUAAAGAUGAACUGUCAUGUCAGCUGACAGAACAUGAAUACCUUCCCAGUAAUUCUUCAACAGAACAUGAUAGACUUAGCACUGGAAUGACAAGCCAGGACGGUGAAGAAGGAACUAGUGAUAGUGCAGAUUAUCAGUAUGCCAGACCUAUGUAUAGCAAACCCAGCAUCAUGUCUCACAAGCGGUGGAUCCAUGUGAAACCAGAAAGAUUUGAACAAGACUGUGAAGGAGUUGAUAAUCCUUAUGAUGAACACCAGGUUUCUGAAUCGAUGAAUGCCAUUCAGGCAGACCAUUCAAUCCAGUCUUCAGGUGUCGAAGACUUCCAUAUAGGUGACAAAAAGAUGGAAACAGAAUUUGAUGAACAGGCAGAUGAAAGUAAUUAUGAUGAACAAGUUGACUUCUAUGGCUCCUCUAUGGAAGAAUUUUCUGGUGAAAGGGCAGAUGGAAAUAUUAGUGCCCACAGACAGGAUCUUAUGAUAGCAGCAGGCUAUGGUGAAGGCAUUGAAAUGGCUACAGGAAUUAAAGAAGAAACAUCUCUCACUGGAUUCUCACAUGCUGACAAGCUAUACCCUUGUCAGUGUGGGAAAAGCUUUACACACAAAAGUCAGAGAGAUCGGCAUAUGAGUAUGCACCUUGGCCUUCGACCUUAUGGCUGUGGUGUCUGUGGUAAGAAAUUCAAAAUGAAACACCAUCUUGUAGGCCACAUGAAAAUCCAUACGGGCAUAAAACCCUAUGAGUGUAACAUCUGUGGGAAAAGGUUCAUGUGGCGGGACAGUUUUCAUCGGCAUGUGACCUCUUGUACCAAGUCAUAUCAAGCUUCUAAAGCUGAGCAGAGUACUACUGAAAUGAACUAAAGCAUCAGCGCUUACAUUUGUUUAGUAGAGUAAGCAGAAUAAACUAAUUAUGCAAAAAAGAAAGCUUGGUACUUGCUAUUGUAAAUUCUCCAAAAAACAAGAUGUAAUAAUUACGCUGGUAUGAGCAGACCAAACUUUUCUAUUAUUUUCCACAGUAUUACUGCAGGUGGUCAAUGUGUGAAGUGCAAAUGGUUAAUCUUGAAAGGUUCCUGCAAAACGAGGUCUGCAUGGCCUUAAUGACACCAACUGUAAUCACAGCAGUAUUUAGAAACCUUGUUGUUUUUCUAAGUCUUACAAAUUUACAGUAAAACCCAGCUCUAAAUUAACCUGAAUUCUGCAAAUACUUAGAUGAAACCCUGCUUUACAGAAAAGAGAACUAGAAUGACCAAACCAGGUUAUAUGAUUCACAUUUUAAUGAAAAAAAAUAAAAUGAUAGAGUUCCACCUCAAACUGGGGACUGCCAACAUACUUAACAUGCAUCAUUAGAUAGUCUGCAUCAUUACCUGCCUGGACACGUUCCUCUACAGCCUGCGUUAGGCAAACCUGUUAGCAGGAGGUUUAAAUCUGCAGAGCUCCCUUCCAACCCCUACCAUUCUAUGAUUAGAUAGCCUUUGUUGUAUUGCUUAGUGAAAGGCUGUGUUAAAGGUGAUUUGGCUUUCUUUGAUCUGUCUUCCAUUCUUUAUCCCUCGACAGUAAAAUGAUGUCUAACUUGUGCUGAUUUCUAUAUAGUGUCUGUAAAGCACUUAGAGUUAAGCGCUAUAUAAACUCAAUCUGUUAGGUAUAAUUUGUCUUUGCUCUAGGGUCUAAUGCUGUAUGACUCUUGGCUUGACUUGAUUUUAACUGCUACAUUGUGAGAGCUUGUAGAAGUGUGUCAUAAGUCCUAAACAAAACUAAAAUGUGAUAUUUGGAACUUACCCAAAAUAUUCUAACAUUUAAACUCUAUGGUGGCUUACUACAGUAGCAAGUACCAAACCUGGUGGAUUCAUGAAUUGACUUUUUAUUGGUACAAAUCUUCUAUCUAGUUUUAGAAACCUCCUUUAAGAAGGUUACUUAGUCAUUGAUAGAUAUUUAUACUUUUAAUUCUUUACUCUUUGAAUAUUAAGAACUAUAAUACAGAUUCUUGGUACUGAACUACUGUGACUGGUUACAUGUGAUCACAAGCAGCCAGAGUUGUUUACUUCUUCAAAUGAAGUUGCUUGUGGAAAAAAGUAGAAAGUAUAGUAUUUGGAUUUUUAAUGGUACUGCAGAACAUGGUACCGUGCUCAUGUCCAAAGGCUGGAUUUUUGCUGGGCAAGUGGCACUUCUCCUCUGUUAGGAUGAGGAUCUAAGUGCUGGGCUCUCAUUCUUGGAGAUAGAUGGAGGAGUGUUUCCAGUUCUGAGAGUUGCUGCCAGCUCUGCAGGUAGAGUGAAUUCAUCAGUUGUGAAGGUGGCAACAGGAUUUAGGGGUUGAAAGCUUAAUGCAGUCCUGUGCAAAAGCAAUUGACCCUUCUUUGUAGUUUACUGAAACUUACUAUAAUAAGGAAAGAGCCGUUAGAGCUUACACAGACUACACUAGAAAGGGGUGAUGCCCAAGUACAAUGCUGGUAAAAGGGGAGAAAGUUUACUGGCAUCAGAGGCCUGAGCUUGUCUGGCCCUAGUUUGUGUAUUAGCUGCUGCAAUACACAGGAUAACGUACUUGAACAGAUGACCCUGUAUGAAAGCAAAAUCACAUGAAGAUAAUUGCUGUUUAGAUGCUUUUUUGAACACCAGUUACAAAUGGUCUUAAAAUGCAGCCAAACUGUAUCCUGAACAUGAAUGUCUGAUACAAGCUGGGGGUUUACUACUCAGUGGGCUGUAAUUACUGUAACUUUUUUCCUGGCAUUCUAUUUACAAACUUUAAUUUUUUAAGAGGCUCUUAAUCUUCUAAUGCUUCAGAUAUUUUUCCUAUGGAAUUUUGUUAAAACAGAUAUUCCCAAAUAUGAUGAACCCAUUGCUGGCGAUGGGCACAAAUGGUCAGCGCCACGGAGUUCCUACUCUUAGCACUUAAUUGAGCUCUCAAAUAUGUCCUGGUGGCCAAAUAUAACCCUUGUAAUCAAGGAAACUAAACAGGGAUUUCCUCACUAACACUGUAACCUGCUUAAUGUAUAGAAGCACUUUGUAUUAAAAAAAAAAAAAGAGAAAAAAAACAAAAUAAAAAAGCAAACCAUAAAACUUUAUAGGUAUGUUUUCUAAACUUAGAAGUUCUAUUUCCUUUAUUUGUUUCCACACUGCUAACACUGUCUUUUUUAAUGUUAAAAAUAAUUAUUAUAAUGUUUGCCUGUUUACAUGAGUGUAGAGAAAAAGGUUUCUGCACUCAAUGGCCCUAUUUUUCCAUUCUCCAAGGCCUUACUACAUACAGGGUGUUAUUUCUGCAAGUACCAUCAUCACAUUUGAGGGAAGGUACUCUCAUACUCAUUUCCAGAAUGAUCUGUAUGUUACAGUAGUUCUCAACCCCUUUCAAAUUAUCACUUCAGUGUUGCAUGAAAAGGUUAAGGGUGCCUCUUCCCAUUUAACCAUAAAAAGGGCUGGUCAGAAACUGGUGACUGAAAACCGUGGUUAAGCAAAAUUAUUUCUGUUAAACCCAGACCAUCCUACAGAGCUGCCAGCAAAACUGUUUCUUUUACCAGCUUGGAAUGACUUUCAUAUAGGACAUUUCAAAGUUUAAACAUUAUUCCUAUUUGCAGUUAAAUUACUUUGAAAUAAAGCUUUAAAAUAAAAUGUACUGCGAGAGACACUUUAAAGGUUUUAUAACAGGUCCAGUAGAUCAUAUUAUAGAACCAUGUCCUUUUUUUAAUGACUUAGCAUGAAUAGUAACUUGUUGAUAUUUGCCUAUUACUGUUUUAGGCCAUAUUAUGACAUUGUCUUCAAAGUUCAACAAAUAUUCCUCCACUGAUUCUGUAGUACUUAAGUUUCUGAUGUUAAUUUACAUUAUACCAGAUGAUUGCAGGUAAAUACUCAUCUUGUUGCCAUGCAAUGUAGUUGAGAGGGUUGGUGAUUUAAGUGAAGCUUGAGCUACAGGCAAAAUGGUAGACUUGAGGGAGAGUUCUGAUUUUAAUUUAUUGCCCUUUGACAAACUUCUAAUUAUGAAUUGGGUAUUGGGGAGGGGGAAAGAUAACCAAAAAAAUUACUUAAGCACACAUCUUGCUUAAGCCUAACACCUUCCUGCCUUUGUAGUGUGUUUCCCUUGUUAUGUCUGUGAGUUGCUAUUAGCCCAUAUCGGUUCUUUUAGUGAGGUGAAAAGUCACACAGGAGGUUGGGCUUAUAUGCAUACUGAUUUGACUGAUGCUCUUCACCUCGUAGUGAGUGUAGUCUGUUGCUCUGGGCUUGUCAGUGUUGCUAUUCACGGUGGCAUCAAGUGAACAGUCCCUUCAGGGAUGUGCCUGUUGCAGCUUAGGUUAUCUGUGGGCCUGUGUCAUUUCAGAGACAUGCUUGCUCUGGUGUGGCUUAGCUCUAGCCCAAAGUCCCCUCAGAAGUGAAUCUCUUCAGACAUUGGAGUGUGUCCUCCUGUGAGUGUGUCUCUGUACGUGUCCUCAGUGUCUUUACCUCUGUUUUCCCAAAAGCAGCUCUUCAGUUUCUCUGUUUCCCCAGGAGUAUUUUCUCCUUCUGUUUCUCUCCACACCUUGUUAACAAUUGCCACUCUUUCUUAAUUAUGUUUAAGCAGAGGCACUGUGCAUUCCUGGUUGAAGUUUGGGCAUGCAGAGGAUUGUUUGCAUCGCUUUCAGUGCAGGCUAGAACCUGUUUUGAUUAGCACUAGAUAGCUACAACUUCUUGCCACAUCUCGGCCUUGCAGUCCCCUGCUAGUGAAACCAUACAACGUAUAUGCACAAUGUAUAUGGCUGGACACAUUAAACUAAGAUAUGCAGGUGCAGCUUCUGCCAAGGUCUUAAUCAUUGCUAUUGGAGUGGCCUUAAGAUACGAGGAAUUGUUUCUUGUUUGUGGGCAGGAGAGAAGUGAUCCAUUAUAUAUUAUGAAUGCAUAUGUAUUUGAUAAAUUUGAUUAAUCUUCCCUUAAGCUUCAUCACCUUUAGUGGCAGAGCUUAGAAACAUCUCUGCAGCUUUGUAUUUGCUAUUGGCUGUAGUAAAGUGCAUGUCUUCUGAAAAACUGAAUCAUUGUGCACACAGGAGGCUUUCAGAAUGUCCUGCUGCUGUGAAGCCACCUAUUGUCCUGUCAGUGGUAAGAACACUUUGUGAUGCUACAGCUAAUUUCCUUCUCGUUCCAUUUUGUAACAAAGAUAUUAAUUACUGUGGAAUCUGGAGCUGCCAUUCUGGGAAAUUUAGCUCUUAGCAGAGUUAACGUCUCUGCUUAGCUUUAUAUCUGACCCUUUUGAGGGAGUAGGUUCCUGCUUCACACACCACUGUUCUUUAGGGUUGGUUAGUUUGGGUUUUGUUUUUGUUGGGGGGGGGGGGGGAGGUGCUUGGGGUUUUGGUUGUUGGUGUGUUUGUCUUGGGUUUGGGUUGGGUUUUUUUGGUUGUCAGGUUUUCGUUUGUUUUAAAACAUUGUUUGCUUUAUGAGUAAGCAGGCAGACUGUAGGAAGUACUGUCAGUACAAAUUCUUCUCCUACUUUUUUGUCAUGUGAGUUGUUUCUGGGAUUGCAAAACUGUUUCCUGUAUCAAAAACAAGGUGGAUGAACAAAGACUGAUGUAUUUGGUUUCUCAUUACAAGAAUAGUACUUGAUAUCCCUGUAUCAUUGAGCCUGAAAGAAUGGAGGCACAUCAGGUCUUGUAAUUUCACCACUUUUGUGCAGGUGCCAGAAAGGUGACCUGUCUCUGAGUUAUGAGAGCUUACAGCAGUAUAUUGAAUAUCUUGCUUUAACAGAAUUAGAACCUUUCUCAAAACAAUGAAGGAAAGUUGGGAGUUUUGUCCUUUAAAUGCUUCAUUGGAUAGCUAGGCUUCUUCAGCUCUAAGGUGUAAGCUGUCAGUGCCCAUGGGGAAGAUGCUGGAAAACAAAAUGGUUUAUUUUUAAUGUGAUUAAACAGUAAGUUCUGGUUUUUGCUUGAAGCCUGUGUCUGUCAAUUGCUGCUCCUUGUUUUAUUAUUCAUGAGUUUCCAUAUUUCUUCCAGAAAUGUAACUGUUCAUGCAAGUCAAGUGAAUCUUCCUUAAUGAGGUAUAAGUUUUUAUUCUAAACAAGUCAUUUAUAAUAGUAAAUUUGCAUAUCUUGAUAUUUUGUGAGAUGUUAUGCCUGUAUUGCAGAGGUUGGAUAGUUUUAUCUAUAAUUAUUGCUGUCCUAAUUGUACAGCAUGGUUUUAAUUUAAUGUUACUGUUCAAUAUUUUCUUCUUAUAGAAGAGUCCCAUGCUCCUUUUUUGUAUAACAUGUUUUAAUAAAUGUUACCUGUCAACUUUGUACAUGUUUUCUUAAGCUUGAAUGAAAGGAAUGCAUGUCUAGUACUAGUAUUUAAUAUUUCACUUUUGCCAAAACAAUAAGUGCUCAAGCAAAAGUACAGAUCCAAAAGUUGUUGCUAUAUAAGUUUAUUAAAUAUAUAAAGAAAAA
This is a messenger RNA of Pogoniulus pusillus (Red-fronted tinkerbird), 7126 nucleotides long. RefSeq names its product zinc finger and BTB domain containing 43 (gene ZBTB43). The transcript is spliced from 2 exons. Gene Ontology annotation, molecular function: RNA polymerase II cis-regulatory region sequence-specific DNA binding; protein binding; DNA-binding transcription factor activity, RNA polymerase II-specific. NCBI's taxonomy places the organism in Eukaryota, Metazoa, Chordata, Aves, Piciformes, Lybiidae. The record is from RefSeq and is a predicted model, not a curated record. Gene Ontology annotation, biological process: regulation of transcription by RNA polymerase II. Bases 226 to 1620 code for a protein of 464 amino acids.